Hibiscus syriacus is the source of this 644-nucleotide messenger RNA. RefSeq names its product non-specific lipid transfer protein GPI-anchored 13-like. The transcript has 4 exons. The record is from RefSeq and is a predicted model, not a curated record. The coding region runs from base 15 to 644 and encodes 209 amino acids. NCBI's taxonomy places the organism in Eukaryota, Viridiplantae, Streptophyta, Magnoliopsida, Malvales, Malvaceae.
UUGUGUGUUUCAUAAUGUUAAACAACAAUGAAUUAGGUCUUAAUCUUAGAAUAUUGCUGGUGGCUACACUGGCGGUGAUUGUUAUCAGCGGUGCCAGCAUCACGGCAGAUUCGGGGGAAGACAAGGACAAAGAGGAGUGCACUCAGCAGCUCGUCGGACUGGCAACAUGUUUGCCUUAUGUCGGGGGAACGGCUAAAGCUCCGACUCCGGAUUGUUGCGGUGGUCUGAAACAGGUUCUUAAGAACAACAAGAAGUGUUUGUGUGUCAUAAUUAAGUAUAGGAAUGACCCUGACCUUGGUCUCAACCUCAAUGUCACUCUUGCCUUGACCUUGCCUUCUGUUUGCAAUGCACCUGCUAAUGUUUCCAAGUGCCCUGAGCUUUUGCACAUGGAUCCCAAUUCCCCAGAAGCCCAAAUUUUCUAUCAGCUUUCCAAGAAUUCCACUUCCAAUGGUGGUGAUGGAAGCCCUGCAGCUGCUCCCGGUGGAAGUGUAGAAGGUCCGGCAAGCUCAAGCUCAAGCUCAAGCGAGGAAGGAAAGAGCCCGGAGAUACAAAAGGGUGACGGCCUUUGGCGAUUCGACCCUUCUAAUUCAGGUGGAGAGGUGCAGUCAGUGCAAGGUCGACUGUUAGCAGGUGGCUUUCUAUGA